AUGAUUCCUAUCACUGCAACUACCACCUCCAAGGCAGGCUGGCCGACUACUUCAUCCGCUCUCCGGGAUUUGCUCAAUAUCGACAAUGGAAACAAUAUGAAAUGCCAUGGUCAGUGCCAAUCUGGCAAAAAUCCUGGCAAGCGAUGCGGAAUCGCCAUUAGCAAAAUCAACUCCAAGAAGAUUGCUAGUUUGUUAGAUCAGAUCGUUGAUCAUGGGAGCUUCUGUACUUCCGAGUCUUUACUUAGCGAAAUGGCCUUAUUGAUCAUGUGUCCGAGAUUCCAUCGAAACCAAGCAUCUAAGCGCCUAUCAUUAUGGGAGACAGUUCUGAAGCCAUUCAAAACAGUGGCCUUCAAGAAGGAAGACGAAGAUGACUCUCUUGCAACUCAUAAAGAGGAUGUCUCGGAGUCUCUAGAUACGGAUAUGGUGGAAGUCAAGCAUGAAGUUCUUUCUAAGAACGAAAAGAACGAAAAGUCAAUAUCGAAAAUCACAAAUUACCAUACAUCUCAACCGAUACCAUCUACACCAACCAAGCCCUCUAUCAGCUCCACUCCUUCCACCCCAUCUAAGCUAUCACUUCCCAAGGUCUUCACUCCCAAACACGAGUUUGAAGAUUUUGGACCUGCUUGGACCGUCAUCGAAAUAAACAAAGACAUACGAAAACUUCUCCUUCGCCCCUUGUUAGAUACCGAGAAAAAGUCGGAUGGAUUCAUCUAUGCUUAUCUUUUCCCCGAGACAUACCGCGAUGCCAACCCCCAUAUCAAAAUUGGAUACGCCCACGAUGUUGAAAAGCGUAUGAAGGAUUGGAGAGCCCAAUGCGGAUACGACUCCAAAGUUAUUUGCCAGUUUACAGCUGAGCACUAUGUCAAGGUCGAAAAGCUUGUGCACCGCCAACUUCGGAAUCAGCGAAAGCGAGAGAAAGAAUGCCCAACUUGUCAUGUUUCGCACCAAGAGUGGUUCAAAACCAAAUCUACAACUGCGUCCAAGAAUAUCAUGAUGUGGACAAGCUGGAUGAGACAGAAGCCGUACGAUGACGAUGGAAACCUUAAAGAGAAGUGGCGCACGAGGAUUGAGGGCCUUGACAUGACUGACCCAAGCUGCUGGGAGCUGCUUACUGAGGGAGUCUUUGACGACGAUGAAGAUGAGUCGGAGCUUUCUGAAGGCGAUAGCUUCGCUUGGUCAAAUAACGAUGAGUCCGAGUUUUCUGAGGAUGACGCUCUUGAAGAUUUAGACAACAAUGUGCCCGAGAUUACUCUCACUGGUGAUAGAUGUAGGGGUAAGGAGUCGCUGCGAUGA
Messenger RNA from Fusarium pseudograminearum CS3096, 1293 nucleotides. RefSeq lists its product as uncharacterized. The record is from RefSeq and is a predicted model, not a curated record. The transcript has a single exon. Bases 1 to 1293 code for a protein of 430 amino acids. Lineage: Eukaryota; Fungi; Ascomycota; Sordariomycetes; Hypocreales; Nectriaceae.